Messenger RNA from Podospora bellae-mahoneyi, 2282 nucleotides. RefSeq lists its product as uncharacterized. Lineage: Eukaryota; Fungi; Ascomycota; Sordariomycetes; Sordariales; Podosporaceae. The record is from RefSeq and is a predicted model, not a curated record.
UCAUGCCUCUGGAAUACGACCGAUUUAGCACCAGGGUCGGUACUUGGACGUGAUCAGAGUCCACGAGCUGUUUGCUUGACAUGGAGAGUCGGUACAGAAACCCUGAUAGAGAACGGCCACGAUGCUCGGUUGUUUGUCUGAUAGAGAAAGGCCACGAAGCUCGAUUGUUUGCAGCUUUGUCGUGGUUUCAGAUGAAACUCUAUGGGCAUAUCGACAUAUUUGGCGCAAGCAAGGCAGAUCCCGCGGCGUCCCGGUUGAUCAACAGCACGGCUGAGAGGGGGCCAGCCCAUCACCACACCCGCCAAUGAGAUUGACGCAAACAUGAGCCAACACUCUCCCAAGACUUCUCUAUACUUAUGGCUCAUGCCCUGGAAAUACCCCCUGUGCGUUUCAGUUUUUCUUCAGUUCCUCAGUCACGUCGACUGACACCUACCCCCAGUUCUAAUGCUUCAAAUCACUCUUUCCGUACCCAGGUUGCCCGAUUAUCUCGAUUGAAUGCGAACACGAAAUGUCCACUGUCACUCGGUCAUGGCAGGAGCAAGAACGACUGCGUGUCGAGAAGGAGAAGGAGAAUGAACGAAAACGGCUCGAGCAAGAACGAGAAAGAUUGAGAAUAGAGCAGGAGAAAGAGGCUGAAAGAAAGCUGGUCGAAAGCGAACGGGCACUAAAGGAGAGUAUCAGGUUGGCGUCAGUGCGAGCAGACGCAUCAAGAACAAGGACGAUACCUACUUCAGCGAAGACAACCCAGACCACAUCAUCAACAUCUUUGCAACAGCCACCAUCGAGCACUACAUACUCCCUCACUCCACGGCCGACUGUUGAUGCGCCACAAGUCGCCACCAGCAUACGACUGUCGGUAAUACCUAUCGAUUCGAAUGGCCCCGUCUCAUCUACACCAGGCAGUAUAGCCUGUGGGCAGACUGGCUACUUUGACUGCGCAUCUGAAUAUGGUGGCGGUUGCUGCCCGGUAGGCUUCGCCUGCAGCAAGGGUGAUCUUUGCGUGUCGCCCCAGUUGGAAAAGGAAAAGCCCAUGGCACCUUUGCCAUGCCCGGGGCACAAGGGAUAUUUCGCUUGCGAAGAGAAGAUUGGCGGGGGAUGUUGUCCAGCAAACUACGCCUGCAUCAAGGAUAGUCGAGCCCAGUGUCGCCUAUCGCAGUCGAAUCUGAUACUUACCAACGUCGAUCGCCUUGCAACACGAAUUCCGAUACCAACGUCGUCUCCGAGAAGCGAAAGCACGAGCAUUACUGGUACUCUAGCACCAGCCCCUCACUCAGAGCAACAAUCCCGCGUUGGAACUCUCGGGGACGCGGCCGGCAUUAUCGUAGGGGGCAUCAUGGCUAUAGUUGCCUACUUCCUCGGUAGCUAUCUUUUAUUCAUCUACAGACAGCGUCUUCACGGUUCGCCUCUCAACAAAAGCUUUCGCGUCUUGGAGGUUCGAUCUCAAUGGAGAGAUGCAAGAGCAAAGGCCAGAAGCGAGCUCCCUUCCCAUCAUGGAAUGUCCGAGUUGGCCGCUUCCAGACCAACAUCUUCUUUGCCGCCUCUUCCUUCGCUGCCAGCGGCGGGACCACCUCUGUCUGUUGCGGUGGAGGUGACGAGGGAGAGGCAGGUGGAUAUCACACAUCCCCUCCCACCACCACCACCCCUGAAACUGAGGCCACCACUCUCAACAUCGCCGGACACUCUGAUGGUCACACUGCCGGUGUCCCCUCCAUCGGCCACUGUUCCAACCCUGACGCCGACCGGCAUCUCUCCUGUGUCAACAAAGACGACGAACAUUGUGACACAGCAUGCUCCACUAUCACCGCCGCCGAGGAUCCCACUUCCCCCUACACCUAUGCAGAGAAAUAUGCAUAGAUUGAGCGUGCUGGAACACACCAAGAUGUCAGGAGCCCUUGGGACAACGGAGGAUGGUAAGAAACAAGGGAUGGAAGGCACUGAUGCCGGAGGAGUGGUGUUGGAGAUAUGUGCAGACGAACAAGAAAAGCAAGAGGAUAGCAGCUCCGCAAGGGCAGACAGCAGCACGAUUGUCUAGAUGUAGCUCGAUUGACCAAAUUUGAACAUGGCCAUGACUGAAUGUGGCGGCAAAAUGGGGGACCCUCUUGAGGUAUUGGAGAAGUGAGGUUAUGCAGGUUAUGCAGGUUAUGCAUUGGGUUAUGCACUCCUUUCAAAACUCACCCUUGAAGACGUGAUUAUGCAUGCACAACAUUAUGCCAUUAGGGUGGGCUUCCUAUCGGCAGGACAAGGCUCAAGGUUUAGCCGCAGGGAAACAACAUGCUUUCAAC